AUGUUGCAACGUCUCUGGAGUCAAGAUAUGGACUGGGACACUGAAAUCGAUUCCGACAGCAAAGACGAAUUUAUAGAAUGGACGCAACAACUGGAUCUUCUACAUAUGUUGAAAUUCACUCGAUGGAUUUUUGGAGAGAAAAGAGAUACCGAAUCAUUAUCCUUUCAUGUCUUUGUGGACGCUAGCAAAGACGCUUACGCGGCAGCGCUUUUCGUAAGAGUAAAAUCGGACACAGGGAUUGAAGUUCAUCUCAUCGAAGCUAAGUUAAGAGCCCCGAAAGGAAAGAAGACUAUACCUCGUCUCGAAUUGUUGGCCGCCUCUAUUGGAGCUAGACUACUGCAUUCUUACAUCCAGGCCACCAACUACCGAGACAUCAAGACAUAUCUCUGGAGCGAUUCAACCACUGUCUUAACUUGGAUACGUCAAACGAGACAAUGGGCUGUAUUUGUGUGGAAUCGCGUCCAGGAAAUAAGAAGACUUACAGAUGUUGAAUCUUGGAGAUACGUUCCAGGGGAAAUGAACCCUGCGGACUUACCUUCUCGAGGCUGUGAUGCGAGAAAACUUUUUGACUCAAGAUGGUGGGAAGGACCCGGAUGGUUGAAGCUUUCCCCCGAUCAGUGGCCUGCAGAAGAGGGUGAAGUCAACGAGGAAAGGAUCAAUAUGGAGCUGCGUAAGACUUCUGGGCGAUCUAAAAAGAAAACCACCUUCGAAGUCCCCAUAAGCGAAAUCGUUAUGAUCAACUCUACGAAGGUUCCUAGUGAAGAGGUUAUUCCUUGGUAUUUAGACAGAUUCUCGUCUUAUCCCAGGAUUUUGCGCAUGAUCGCGUGGAUAACAAGAUUUUUAAACGGUUGUCGCAAGAUCUGUAUGACCAAGGAACGAGAGUUAAGCGCAAAAGAGAUUGUUGCCGCUGAAUUACUUCUUUGCAAGCUAGUACAAAAGGAAUCUUUCUCAGGAAGAAAUGAUCCCCGUUUACGUGGAUUGAAUGCCUUUGAAGAUGAUGGACUUUUACGAACUAAGACCAUAAUCUCCAAUCGUCAAGAUACUUUCCAUUUUAGAUGCCCUAUAUUGCUAGAUCCAGCGCACCCAUUGACUAAGAAGAUUAUCUACCAUCUACAUCUGAAGCUUAAUCAUGCUGGCAUCAACAUUGUGAUGAACAAUCUAAGAGAAAUUUUGGAUUCUACGGUACCGCCGCAACGUGGCCUCUGUCAUACACAAGUGCACAACCUGCCGUCGACACAUGACGAAAAACCUGGAGGUAUCCUCUGCCACAUUGCCUCAGAAUAG
Cyphomyrmex costatus is the source of this 1284-nucleotide messenger RNA. RefSeq lists its product as uncharacterized. NCBI's taxonomy places the organism in Eukaryota, Metazoa, Arthropoda, Insecta, Hymenoptera, Formicidae. The record is from RefSeq and is a predicted model, not a curated record. Bases 1 to 1284 code for a protein of 427 amino acids. The transcript has a single exon.